Molecule: messenger RNA, 1584 nt
Organism: Trichomycterus rosablanca
Lineage: Eukaryota; Metazoa; Chordata; Actinopteri; Siluriformes; Trichomycteridae
Gene: uhmk1
Product: U2AF homology motif (UHM) kinase 1
Exons: 8
Coding region: 188-1474 (428 amino acids)
Biological process (GO): positive regulation of translational initiation; peptidyl-serine phosphorylation; regulation of protein export from nucleus
Cellular component (GO): neuronal ribonucleoprotein granule; nucleus
Molecular function (GO): protein serine/threonine kinase activity; RNA binding; ribonucleoprotein complex binding
Source: RefSeq, a predicted model, not a curated record
UUUUAUUUACCUUCUGCGACAUUGUUUAUAUCGAAAGCUAUGCUAAGCUAAGCUAAGCUAACCCAACAGGUUGCUAAUGAACACAUCCGCUGUUAUUCUCCUCUAAAUGGAAGCUCGUGAAGUCAUUAUGCAACACCUAACAACACCAGAUGUACGUUAAUCACUUAGUGGAGUUCAGGGAGUAAACAUGUCCAGUCCCAAUGCUAACAACACUCCUGUAAUGACAGUAGCAGCAGCUUCAUCUGGGACCCUGGAGAAAAUGGACCAGGUGAUGCAGCCGGUCCUGUUUGAGAUCUUUGGGGAGAUCUGGAAGGUGCAGGCUCGUUUAGGACAGGGAGGAUCAGCCUCUGUGUACAAAGUGAGUUCUGCCAGAUCCAGUUCUGCUGCUGUCAAAGAGUUCCUGCUGGAUGCACAAGGUGGAGAUUAUGGGUUUCUCAAAGAGAGAUCAGUGCUGGAGGACAUCCAGGGUCACAAAAAUAUAGUGACGCUGUAUGGCGUAUUUACCAAUCACAACCCGCUGGGCAUAGCAACACGCUGCCUGCUGCUGGAGCUUUUGGAUGUGAGUGUGUCGGAGUUGCUGGUGAGAGGAAGCAGCCAAGGCCACUCCAUGUGGCUGAUCCAGCACUGUGCCCGUGACAUCUUGGAGGCGCUGUGUUUCCUGCACCGAGAGGGAUACGUGCACGCUGAUCUCAAGCCUCGCAAUAUUCUUUGGAGCCCAGAUGACGAGUGUUUUAAGCUUAUUGAUUUUGGUCUUAGCUUUAAAGAUGGACACCAGGAUGUUAAGUACAUCCAGACAGAUGGCUACAGAGCCCCUGAGGCUGAAGUGCAAAACGCACUGGCUCAGGCCGGACAGGAGGGAGACUCCUGCUGCACCGCUGCUGUCGACAUGUGGAGUCUGGGGAUCAUUCUGCUGGAAAUGUUCUCAGGAAUCAAACUGAAAGAAACUGUCAAGUCUCAGGAAUGGAAGGACAACAGUGCUGCAAUAGUAGAUCAUAUCUUUUCAAGUAAUUCAGUGGUAUAUCCUGCUAUCCCAGUUUACCACCUGAGAGAUCUUAUCAAAAGCAUGCUUUACCACAACCCGAAUCGCAGAAGCACAGCUGAAGCAGCGCUGACCAGUCCCUUCUUCAGUAUUCCUUUUGCACCUCAUAUCGAAGACUUGGUUCUGUUACCUACACCCGUCCUUAGACUGCUCAACGUGAUUGAUGACAGUCAUUUACGCAACGAUGAUGAGUAUGAGGACAUAAUAGAAGACAUGAGAGAAGAAUGUCAGAAAUAUGGAUCAGUUUUAUCUCUGCUGAUUCCUAAAGAAAACCCUGGUAAAGGCCAGGUCUUCGUCGAGUAUGCAAACGCUGGAGACUCCAAAGAAGCUCAGAGGCUGCUGACAGGACGAACUUUCGAUGGCAAGUUUGUGGUGGCAACCUUCUACCCACUGAGUGCCUAUAAGAGAGGUUACCUGUAUCAAACCGUGCAGUAAAGGACUUCACGUCCUUAAACACACAUAGACAGAACAUCUGUUUCACUGGCUUAGCUUUAACUACGUGUUUAAGUGCUUAAACUGAACAAGAUAAAACUAAACAGAAGGCA